AGUGGUGGCUCAGAGGCUUGCAGUGCUUUCCGGCCGGCCGUCGUUUUCAGAGUCGCUAUGGUGGGCUGUUGCAACCCUUUCCGAGCGGCGGUGGGGCUGGGUGUCAUCGGCCUGGCGUGCCUGGCCUUCGGGGUCUUUUUGAUCGUCAUGGUGCCCGCCAUUGUGAAGAACCAGGUGGCCAAGAAUGUGCGUCUCAGUCCCAAAGGCAUGGUGUUCGAGUUGUGGAAGGACAUCCCAGUGCCACUCUUCAUGUCUGUCUAUAUCUUCGAGGUGCUGAAUUCAAAGGAAGUUCUUCGGGGAGCAACGCCAGCCAUGGCCCAACGUGGCCCUUAUGUAUACAGGGAACAGAGAGAGAAAACAAACAUAACUUUCCAUAAUAAUGGUACAGUCUCCUUCUUGGAGUAUCGGUAUUUUAAUUUCCGGCCAGACUUGUCAAAUGGGUCAGAAUCAGACUACGUCAUCGUACCAAAUAUCCUGGUGAUGGGAGCUGCGGUGAUGUUCGAGCAUCUGCCGAUGGCUAUGAGGCUGACUCUCAGUAGCACAUUUGUCAUCUUCGGACAGGGUGCUUUCAUGAACCGGACAGUGGGAGAAAUCGUGUGGGGUUAUGAGGACCCGCUUAUCGACUUCCUGAACUCCCUCAAGCCGGGGUUGCUUCCGUUUAAAGGGAAAUUUGGUUUGCUUGCUGAACUGAACAAUUCAGAUUCAGGGCUGUUCACAGUGAACACUGGCAUGGAGAACAUCUCCAAAAUCCAUAUGGUGGAUACUUGGAACGGAUUAAAAAAGGUGCCUUACUGGAACUCAGAUCAGUGCAACAUGAUCAACGGAACUAUUGGGCAGAUGUGGCCUCCAUUCCUUACCUCUUCCUCACCUAUAGAAUUGUACAGUCCUGAUGCCUGCAGAUCCAUGAGGUUUACCUAUAAUAAAUCCGGGGAAUUCAAAGGAAUACCUACAUUCCGGUUUUUGGCUCCAAAGACAUUGUUUGCCAAUGGAAUAGACUAUCCACCCAACGAAGGCUUUUGCCCAUGCCGCCAGUCUGGAAUCCAGAAUGUCAGCUCCUGUCGGCUCAAUGCACCAUUAUUCAUUUCCCAUCCACACUUCCUGAAUGCUGACCCUGAGCUCCUAAAGACAGUGGAUGGCCUGCAUCCCAAUGAAGAAGAGCAUGGACUUUUUCUAGAUUUGCAUCCGCUGACUGGCAUUCCUAUGAACUUUUCCAUCAAAAUGCAGCUCAAUCUCUUUAUGAAGAAAGUCCCUGGCAUAUUGCAAACAGGGACAGUCAAGCCAGUUGUGUUGCCUCUUCUUUGGUUUGCAGAGAGUGGAGAGAUCCAAGGCGAUGUCUUGACAAUGUUCUAUACCAUUUUGCUUAUCCCUGUUAUACUGGGCUAUGCACAAUAUUUCCUGGUUGCACUUGGAGGUGUUCUGCUUUUAAUUGCUGCUCUACUUAUGCUCAAGAACAAGAGAGAUGCUCAAGUAAAGACUCCGCUGAUGUCAAAUCUACCAAACGGCCAACUUGAGGAUUCAGACACUGCCCCUCUUCUGCAAAAGGACUUGAGCACAGUUCAUCCCAGGGUUGUUUCCUACACGUGAUACCUCUGUUCCUCUUCACGAAAGAUCCCUAUGAGCUUUCACCAAUAGACUUGGGGUGAGGUGGAUCCAGACAAACAAAUUCAACCACCUCUGUUCUACUUUAUUGAAGUUAGGAGAUAUGUCCCAGCCUUCUUCCACAAACCAUGAGUUUGUGGGAAACUUCAGGAAAGCUUCUUGCGCAAAAGGUUGCACUAUUCUUUGGAUCUUAAGGACAAUGGAGAGCCUGUGUGUGAGGAACGGUGUGUCUCUGCCAUUAUGUAUUUCCACGUGACUGGAAGAGUGGCAGCUGAAGGUGGUUCUUCACUUCCAUGACAGUAGCUCUCCAGUUCUCUGAAAGCUGAUAUAUAUAUAUAUAUAUUGUUAAAAAGCCUGAAGGCACAUUUUGAUAGUCGAUAAGAUCCCAGAGUUUAUGUUGCUGAUGUUUGCUAUUUGAGGGCUAUGAAGCUUCUAUAGAUCUAAACUGACCUAAAGUUUUGUAUUACAAACCUUUCUUUCUCUCCCCUUGUUUAAAAAAUAAGGUGAUUCCUUACAUGCAUUGGAUGCUGAUGCCUUCGCUACCACCCACCUUCCCACAGCAACCUAUCAACAGCUUAAUCUGAAGGUUGGGAAACCCCCAAAGUGGCAUUCAGCAGAGCACUCAGAAAUUAACAUUGGUUUGCAGGGGGAGCAGCAGGAUGGAAAUUGCAUCUGUGAAAGCUAUUCAGGUAGAUU
Messenger RNA from Rhineura floridana, 2295 nucleotides. RefSeq names its product scavenger receptor class B member 1-like. The record is from RefSeq and is a predicted model, not a curated record. Gene Ontology annotation, biological process: recognition of apoptotic cell; cholesterol efflux; plasma lipoprotein particle clearance. The coding region runs from base 58 to 1584 and encodes 508 amino acids. The transcript has a single exon. Gene Ontology annotation, molecular function: low-density lipoprotein particle binding; scavenger receptor activity; lipid binding. Lineage: Eukaryota; Metazoa; Chordata; Lepidosauria; Squamata; Rhineuridae. Gene Ontology annotation, cellular component: cytoplasm; caveola.